Suillus subaureus is the source of this 1401-nucleotide messenger RNA. RefSeq lists its product as uncharacterized. The transcript has 6 exons. Lineage: Eukaryota; Fungi; Basidiomycota; Agaricomycetes; Boletales; Suillaceae. The coding region runs from base 33 to 1238 and encodes 401 amino acids. Gene Ontology annotation, cellular component: nucleus. The record is from RefSeq and is a predicted model, not a curated record.
CCACCAUCAUCCAACGGCGACUCAUCGACGAAAUGGCAAAGAAAAAGAAUAAGCAGAUCAUCCGCCCAUGGUGCUGGUAUUGUGAAAGGGAGUUUGAAGAUGAGAAAGUCCUCAUGCAACACCAAAAGGCCAAACAUUUCAAAUGCAACAUGUGUCCCCGCAGGUUGAACACGGCUGGCGGUUUGGCCGUGCAUAUCCAACAAGUACAUAAACUAGAACCAGAGAAGUGCUUCAAAGUCCAUCCAUAUUUAGUUCGUUUUGUUGACUUUGUUUUGUUCAGCCUUCCACGGAUCGAGAACGCUAUGCCAGGACGUGAUGGGUAUGAGGUGGAGAUUUUCGGAAUGGAGGGCAUUCCUGCACCUGAUGUUGCAGACUAUAAGCGCCGCAAGGAAAUCGAACUUGGCUUAGCUGCAGGUUCUAUAUCUCAGCCUCAGCCUAAGAGACCUAAGAUUGAAAAGAGGCCUUUAUCGGAGGAUGAACUCAAGGCCCAAUUAGAAGCCCACAAGGCCUUGAUGGGCGGUAGCAGCGAUAAUCCUCCUGCUCUUCCUGCAGCUGACAAUAGCGCUGGCGCGGUAUACGGCGCUCCUCCACAAGCAUAUGCCGCCCCUCCUACUCCAGCUCCCGGCAUUCCACCGCCGGGGAUGCCUCCCUCUGGUAUGGUACCAGGUGCGCCUCCUCCAUUUUUUCCGGGAGGGCCACCCCCUGCCGGCGCUUUACCACCAUUUCCGCCAUUCCCCGGCAUGCCCGGUUUCAUUCCAGGACAUCCCCCUCCUGGCUUCCCGAUGCCUCCUCCUGGUCUCAUGCCCCCACCAGGUAUGCUUCCCCCAGGUGCGCCACCUUUUCCUCCCGGAAGUGUUCGGCCACCAUUCCCUCCGCCGCCUUCUUUUGUGCCCGCUGGUUCAGCAUCACCAUUUCCACCAGUUACACCAGGAUUUGGACCUGGUGCUCCUUUGGCGCCAUCGGCUGCGGCUAUUGGGCCACCUGCUGCAACUGCAGCGCCAGCCUCCUUUGACUUGCCAAAUUCGGCCCUUGAACAGAAAUAUGCGCCUUUCAAGAAGCCGACAGAACUCAAAUAUGCAGACCCGAACUUUUCCCCUGAAGAGAAGCGGGCUUACACUAAAAAAUACUAUGUUGCUCGAGACUCGACGAAUAUGCUGCUAUCUGGCAUUGACUCUUCUGCACUUGCAACUGAAGAGACGAGAGGGAAGAAAAGGGCACGAGCAGAGGACUUCCUCUAGUGAUCGUCUUGACAGAGGGUCGUUACAGCCCAGGCAGCCAAUGGAAGAGGGAUACUUGAUGGAGACUCACCAGUCCGUCCCAUCCGUCUACUUCUUUUCGCUCAUAGAUUUUUGGCACUCAUCACCUCCUUAUACUCAUGUCACACUGCACAGCGCGAUGUUU